AAUAAAAAAAUUAAGAUUAUUUUUCUACAAUUUAGUUGUAACAAAACCCAUGAUGUGUGACGACGAGUUGGUCGUAGCAAAAUAUAUAUACAACCCACUUGUUUGAUUUUAAUUAUAUACACUACCAUUUUUCUCCUUCUUUGUUUACAUCGACACACUUAGACAAAAUCAGAAAACAAAACCUAAAGCCCUUUCUGCCUCUGUUGAAGCAGCUGUCACCGAUCUCCGAUUGAUCUCUUCACAAACUGUAUUGAGUCUCUCCGGCCACCGUCGAUCACGAUCCUCCGAGUCAGGUCCAGCAGAUGGAUGCCACCAAGUACCAUACCGCCAGGCUCCAUACCUCCAGGAGCCACACGUUGUACAAGCGCUUUAUUUUUGCACGCAAACAACUACAGCCAGCAAACUCUCGAUGCAUUGCUGAGUGCUCCUGAAAGAGAAUCUUAGCCACACCUCCACCCGAGAAAACUCAAUGGAGCUUUAUGGGACCAUGGAGGAACUGAUAAGACGUUCCUGAUGAGAGGACAGAUAUUUGGUGGCAAACUUUUGUGUAAGUGAUUUUCUCUAGCUACUCGAUUGCUUGUAAGUGAUUGGUAACUCUGCAGUAACUUAAAAUGUUGUUCACAAAUGCUCUCCUUUCAACUGGUGUUCUUAUCUGCAGUAAGUUAUAUAAUUUACUGGUGUUGUUAUCUGCGGUGGUACCAUCUCACAGUGGGAGGAUCUUCGAUACCGGGGGACAAAACUACAUACGUGAGCGAGGGGAGAGCUCAGCUGGUGCAGUGCAAAGAAUCUCUCUUGAACGCCAAAUGACUUCUGUACAAGAGCAGCUGGCCACUGUGGUUGAGUUUAUGAGGCAAUAUAUGCCUGAAGGUAACGCAAACACUUUCCCCUCUGCUCAGCCAACUUCUGCAACGGGUGCGUCGGUCACUGGCCCAACUCAAGGCAACAUCAGGGAGAACGGUGAAGAAAAUCCUGAACCUGCGACUGAACCUCCAGAAAUGGCUGAUGUCCAUCGAAGUCAUCCCACUAAUGUCCCUGAUGAGUCUCAUGAGCAAGAAGAAGAUGAAGAUGUUGUUCUCCCACCUUUCUUUACUCAAUCUACCUAUUUAGAACUCUUUCUUUUCUCUACCGGCUUAAAAAACUGUUUUAUUUUCUUCAUGUUUAAAACUCUGUUUUAUUUUCUGUAAUUGGAGCUUUUGAAAUUUUGUUUUGCAAUGAUAUUUGCAGGUUAAUUGUGAUUUCAGUAGCUUUUUAUAAAUUUUGA
This is a messenger RNA of Camelina sativa (false flax), 1261 nucleotides long. The record is from RefSeq and is a predicted model, not a curated record. Lineage: Eukaryota; Viridiplantae; Streptophyta; Magnoliopsida; Brassicales; Brassicaceae.